AUGCUCACCCUACAACGCUCAGCGACGGCUGGACCGUCAGCUAUAGCGGGUCCGUCCCGCCUUCCUACUCAGCCGCCAAUAUUGGCGCCGACGCCCAAGCGGGCAAGGUCUAAAAUCCGGUCGCCAUCUUUCUCACCCUUCGAAUCGAGCUCUUGCUCAGUACCUCCUGCGACGCCAGUCCGUCCCCGUGCGACCACUACGCCGUCCAGACCACCCUCGAGGACGGAACGGAGAUAUCAAUGUAUUCAUGCGGGGUGCGAUAAGGCGUACUUCAAGCCGUCCAGGCUGAAGGAGCACGAGCUGACCCAUACUGGCGAGCGACCGCACGCAUGUCCACAUUGCGAUCAGACCUACCUUCGAGCCUCCCACCUCACCGCGCACAUGCGGACGCAUCUACCGUCCUCCGCUCGAAGCUUUGAGUGCAGCUACGAUGGCUGUGACAAGGCGUUCUGGACCGCUACGCAUCUCAAGCGGCACCAGGAGAUGCACGAGAAGGUGGAAGUAUACCCAUGUCCGCAUUGUUCGGCUUCCUUUCACAAGGCCAAUCAGCUGCGUGAUCAUCACGCUAUGGCACACAUGCCAGCCGGGACAAGGUCGUUCAUAUGCCCACAUGAAGAUUGCUCAGCAUCUUUCGCGAUGCGCCAACAGCUCAAAGCGCACGAGAAGACCCAUGAUGCCUCGCGCUAUACCUGCUCCCAUCCAUCACACCAGUCCCACCCUACCUUCCCUACCUGGUCCGCUCUCCAAACACACCUCCAUACCGAUCACCCCCCGCAAUGCCCCCAUCCGGAAUGCGGUGGCAAGAUCUUCAAAAGCGCUCAACGGCUGAAGGAUCAUCUGAAGGUGCAUGCUCUGCGAGCGGAGGACGCGGUAUUACGGAUGGAGUCGGGCGAGGAGGAUGAUAGGGCCGACGCGGCAGUGCUUGCUGCGGGGCGGAAGAGGCGGCGGAGCUCAGCAGCUGGGCUUGACGGUGAUAAGGGGAAGAAGAGGGUCAGGCUUGCGAAGGUCGACGAGGCUAUCGAGAAGGAGUUUGGGUGCGAGGAGGAAGAUUGCGACCGCAUUCUCGCCUCAAAAUCCUCACUUAAGAAACACCGGCAAUCCGUUCAUGCUCAGGCCUCGCGAAGCGUUCCUCAGCAAUUUUCCACGUCGGCCACCAAGCCUGCCUCGGGCAACGUCGACAUCCUGACAGGACCAGUCUCCGCCAAAUCUCUGGGAGAUACGAGGCGAUACGGCUGCCCUAUCAAUCGUCUUCCCGAUGCCGCAUCGGAUAUCGGUGUGCCCACUCGCCUGCACUGCUACUCUCGGUUCUGGCGGGUGUACGAUGUUAGGCGGCAUUUGAAGGCGGAGCAUGGGCUUGAGUUGGAUGAUGAGGAAGUACGGGAACUGCUUGUGGAGAAGCCAUGA
Dioszegia hungarica is the source of this 1404-nucleotide messenger RNA. RefSeq lists its product as uncharacterized. Bases 1 to 1404 code for a protein of 467 amino acids. NCBI's taxonomy places the organism in Eukaryota, Fungi, Basidiomycota, Tremellomycetes, Tremellales, Bulleribasidiaceae. The record is from RefSeq and is a predicted model, not a curated record. The transcript is spliced from 5 exons.